Molecule: messenger RNA, 1429 nt
Organism: Lotus japonicus
Lineage: Eukaryota; Viridiplantae; Streptophyta; Magnoliopsida; Fabales; Fabaceae
Exons: 7
Coding region: 95-1228 (377 amino acids)
Biological process (GO): L-threonine biosynthetic process
Molecular function (GO): NADP binding; aspartate-semialdehyde dehydrogenase (NADP+) activity; NAD binding
Source: RefSeq, a predicted model, not a curated record
AAGCACAAAGUGUAUUACACCCUCUGUUUCCUGUUUUCAAAUCCACAACUUUUGCUUACACUGACAGCCGCCACUCCACUACCAGCCGACGACAAUGGCUUCACUCUCUCUUUCGCGCCACCCUCACCUCUUCUCCUCCGCCCUCCCAACCCGACCCAAACCCAGAUUCGCGGCGGGCCCCACUAAGAUCCGAAUGUCCCUUCAAGAAAACGCCCCCUCCAUCGCCAUCGUCGGUGUCACCGGCGCCGUCGGCCAAGAGUUUCUCUCCGUCCUCUCCGACCGCGACUUCCCCUACCGCUCCAUCAAGAUGCUCGCCUCCAAGCGCUCCGCCGGCCGCCGCCUCACAUUCGAGGACAAGGACUACGUCGUCGAGGAGCUCACGCCGGAGAGCUUCGACGGCGUCGACAUUGCCCUCUUCAGCGCCGGUGGUUCCAUCAGCAGGGAGUUUGGACCCAUCGCUGUGGAACGAGGAACCGUCGUGGUCGACAAUAGCUCCGCGUUUCGAAUGGAUGAGACGGUGCCGCUGGUGAUUCCUGAGGUGAACCCUGAAGCCAUGGAAGGUAUCAAGCUUGGAACAGGGAAAGGUGCCCUCAUUGCCAACCCUAAUUGCUCCACCAUUAUCUGCUUAAUGGCUGCUACCCCUCUUCAUCGAAGAGCUAAGGUGUUGCGUAUGGUUGUUAGUACCUAUCAGGCUGCUAGUGGUGCUGGUGCUGCUGCAAUGGAAGAGCUUGAGCUGCAAACUCGUGAGGUAUUAGAAGGAAAAUCGCCGACAUGUAAAAUAUUUAGGGAGCAGUAUGCUUUUAAUAUAUUCUCUCACAAUGCAUCUGUUCUUUCAAACGGAUAUAAUGAAGAAGAAAUGAAAAUGGUCAAGGAAACAAGAAAAAUCUGGAAUGACAAGGACGUUAAAGUUACUGCUACAUGUAUACGAGUUCCUGUCAUGCGAGCUCAUGCUGAGAGUGUGAAUCUUCAAUUUGAGAGACCCCUAGAUGAGGACACUGCAAGAGAGAUUCUGAAGAAUGCUCCAGGUGUAGUGGUAAUUGAUGACCGUGAAGCCAACCAUUUUCCAACUCCAUUGGAAGUGUCUAAUAAGGAUGAUGUUGCUGUUGGUAGGAUUCGCCGUGACCUGUCACAAGAUGGGAAUCAAGGGUUGGACAUAUUUGUAUGCGGGGAUCAAAUUCGUAAGGGAGCUGCACUUAACGCAAUUCAGAUUGCAGAGAUGUUGCUAUGAGUUCUUAUUCUAGGCUCUGGUAUUUAUAGAUUAUGCUUCUUUGAGUCAGUUUUGUAUCUGCUAGUUGCGAGCCCUUUUUCAUUUUUGUUCAUCUAGUCUAAGGAUCCCUUCAAGCUUGUGGUAGUUAUCUUGAAACAGAUUAUUUUCUUGCACACUUAAGCAUUGGUUUUGGCAAGGGAGACAUUUCCCACAUUUCUUUGA